GACGGCGGCUUUGAUUGACGGGCGGCCUCGGCAGAGUGCGCAGGCGCGGGCCCGGGGCCGGGGCCGGGGCGCUGCGCCGAGGGAGGGAGCCGGAAUGUCAGAAGAUGGCGUCGUCGAAUGUGGAGGAAGACGAGAGCCUGAAGGGAUGCGAAGUUUAUGUCCAGAAGCACAACAUCCAGCAGAUCCUGAAGGAAUGUAUUGUCAGCCUCUGCAUCGCAAAACCUGAGCGCCCAAUGAAAUUCCUGAAGGAGCAUUUUGAUAAGCUCGAAAAGGAAGAAAGCAAACAAAUUUUGGCUCGACAGAAGUCUAAUUCUCAGUCAGACUCGCAUGAUGAUGAGAUUUCACCACCACCACCAAAUCCAGUAGUAAAGGCCAGGCGCAGAAGAGGCGGAGUAAGCGCCGAAGUUUACACCGAAGAGGAUGCAGUCUCUUAUGUUCGGAAGGUAAUACCAAAGGACUACAAGACCAUGACUGCCCUGGCAAAAGCUAUUUCUAAGAAUGUUCUGUUUGCUCACCUGGAUGAUAAUGAACGAAGUGACAUCUUUGAUGCCAUGUUUCCUGUAACCCACAUUGCAGGUGAAACUGUCAUUCAGCAAGGUGAUGAGGGUGACAACUUCUAUGUAAUCGAUCAGGGUGAAGUUGAUGUCUAUGUCAAUGGAGAAUGGGUUACAAACAUUGGAGAAGGAGGUAGUUUUGGAGAACUUGCACUGAUCUAUGGCACUCCAAGAGCAGCAACUGUCAAGGCCAAGACAGAUCUCAAACUGUGGGGAAUUGACAGGGAUAGCUAUAGACGCAUUCUAAUGGGUAGCACAUUGAGGAAGCGCAAGAUGUAUGAAGAAUUCCUGAGCAAGGUCUCCAUUUUGGAGUCUUUGGACAAAUGGGAGCGCUUGACAGUAGCUGAUGCACUGGAGCCUGUCCAAUUUGAAGAUGGGGAGAAAAUUGUGGUCCAGGGUGAACCAGGCGAUGACUUCUUCAUUAUCACAGAGGGCACAGCUUCAGUCCUACAGCGCCGAUCUGAUAAUGAGGAAUACGUGGAGGUUGGAAGACUAGGACCUUCUGACUAUUUUGGUGAAAUUGCCCUUCUCCUGAAUCGCCCACGAGCGGCAACUGUAGUUGCGCGCGGCCCACUGAAGUGUGUCAAGUUGGAUCGUCCACGCUUCGAACGGGUGCUGGGUCCAUGCUCCGAAAUCCUCAAGCGGAAUAUUCAGCGAUAUAACAGUUUUAUUUCUUUAACUGUUUGAAACUCUUGGAUGGAGAUUGCUGCCCUUGUGUUAUUUUGUGCACUUGAACUUGAUUUGUGUUGCAAUAGCUUCAUGCAAAUAAAUUGCAUAUUAUUUGUUUUACGUAACAUUUAGAAAUAAACUUAACCAAUUUUGAAAGGCCGUUAGACACAAGAAGGGCUUUCUGUGAAUGAAAGCUCGAAAACUCAUUGCAUUUUGUAAGUGAUAUUUAAUAAUGGAUUCCAGUUUAUCGCUUAAUCUGCUACAGUAAGACAAUAUACCAUGUAAACUUGUAGGUGGCCAAGUUCAUUGCUAGUUAAAUGCAUUUUUUUUCUAUUUAUAGCUGUUUCAAAUGAUGUUGCUCGUCAAUUGCAGACAUCGAAUGAUUUGAAAUUCUGAAUCUAAAAAUCAAUGGGUUAUAUAAUAUUUUAUUCUUGACCACACAGGUGGCUUUGAUCAUAGGUGUAAUGAACAAAAAUGCUACACUGAGUGGCCUGUGUUAAAUAUUGCAUUUAUUUCGAUCAACAAGAGGUACAGUGACACAGUUGCACGCUUUCAGAGUCAAAUUAAUGGAACAUUCUUUAAAUUUGUGAGCUUGUGUGCAUAUUCAAGCUUGUUUAUUAUUUAAACAUGCAUCCCUCUUUUAAACUUUGCCAGAAACCUUAGAUUUGUCAGCGAGGACUUGAAAAGGUGCGGCAGGUAUUUAUUAUUUGUGUGCACUGAAGUAUAGUCAUAAAGUGAGGGUUGGGGUCCUCGAUCUGCCUUCCAAUGCAGUCUAGGUGAUCUUGCAGCCCUUCCCAAGGCCUUGUACACCAGGUUUUAAUACAAAGAAACAGGUAUCAGAAUCUUACCGUUUUCGUGGUUUUAAAAGAAAAUCCAAAACAAACUUCACAAUGAAGGUUUAUGAUAUUUUGUGUAGUCUUAUUUACACUUUUAAUUAUAUUUUUUUAAAUUAGCUAUUUUUAUUUUAUGAAGCUGUGGUCUGGUAUUAUAAAAACUUAUUUAAUUGCAUUUUUUCUCAUAUGUAGUAAGCGGGUUUCACGAUAUUGCAUUCAGUGCUAAGCUGCAUUUCCAGACAUUUGGCAUGUCAUUUAGUUUAAAUAGUUAUGAUUCUCCAAAUAAUGUUAUAUUUUCUAUCAUUUAUGUAAUGUCUUUGCUUUCUCGUCAAUAAAGCAUCCUCUAAUAUGUUUCUCUAUUUCUAUU
Hypanus sabinus (Atlantic stingray) is the source of this 2423-nucleotide messenger RNA. RefSeq names its product protein kinase, cAMP-dependent, regulatory, type I, beta (gene prkar1b). Gene Ontology annotation, cellular component: cAMP-dependent protein kinase complex. The record is from RefSeq and is a predicted model, not a curated record. Gene Ontology annotation, molecular function: cAMP-dependent protein kinase regulator activity. The coding region runs from base 105 to 1241 and encodes 378 amino acids. The transcript is spliced from 11 exons. Gene Ontology annotation, biological process: regulation of protein phosphorylation. Lineage: Eukaryota; Metazoa; Chordata; Chondrichthyes; Myliobatiformes; Dasyatidae.